GCUGUGGAAGGGUAACGGUCCGGCCGCAGUCCCAUUCAGUCAUGUGUAGUGCAAAGGAACAGGUGGCCCAACAAAAUGGGGAUAUAGAAAGCAAUUAUCCGGUGGGCAGUGACAAAGCCCAAGUCGGUCGUGGGGCCAGUCGCUCUGUAGCUUUCCUACGGCGAUUGUGCCUCAUAACCUUUAAGAUCAUUCUCGUUGUUGGUCUUCUGGCAGUGGUAGUUGGCAUUCUCUGGUACUUCAUGGGGCUUACAUUCGUAGUACAGUUGGCCAUCGUCGCCUUGGUCGCGUUCCUGGCUGCUGGCAGGGGCUACCGAUGGUUCUACGUUGCUUUGAUGACACUUCCAAGAGACAUAAUGGCUGUUACACGUUACCUGCUCUUCCUUCUCUCCGUAAGAAGAAUAUCGAAAGGAAACAAAUCAGUUGCUGAAAUUUUCAAAGAGGAUGUUGUUCAAAAGAACCCGAACAAAGUUCUCUUCAUUUUCGAGGGAAAGGAAUGGACUGCUGGACAGAUUGAAGAUUAUAGCAACAGAGUUGCAAACUUAUUCAAAAGUCAUGGCUUUCGGAAAGGUGAUGCUGUAGGUUUGAUGCUCGAAAACCGACCGGAAUUCGUCUGCAUAUGGUUGGGCCUUUCCAAAGUUGGUAUCAUUACAGCUCUGAUUAAUCACAACCUGAGGCAGAAUUCCCUCGUACACUCAGUCACUAUUGCCAAAUGUCAAGCUCUCAUCUUUGGAGAAGAUUUUAUGGAUGCGGUGAGAGAGAUUGCCGGUAGUCUGAGCGGUGUGCGCCUCUACAACUGGUCUGAGAGUGAACCCCGCUAUCCAGGAGGUGAAAUCGGCGAGAGAAAUCUCUCACCUCUGCUUGCCGAUAGUCCCACCUCACCACUGCCAUUGGAUGGCAUUAACUUCCACGACAGGCUUCUUUACAUUUACACCUCUGGUACCACUGGUCUUCCAAAAGCUGCAGUAAUUACCAAUGCAAGAUACUUUUUCCUGGCUGGAGCUAUAUCUUACCAAGCAUGGUUUAAGAAAAACGAUGUAUUUUAUACUCCACUUCCACUUUACCAUACUGCAGGAGGAGCCAUGUGUAUAGGUCAAGCUAUAGUGUACGGUGCAACAAUCGUUAUUAGGAAGAAGUUCUCAGCCUCUUCUUAUUUUCAAGAUAUUUCCAAAUUUAACUGCACGAUUUCUCAAUAUAUUGGCGAAAUGUGUCGGUACUUAUUAGCUACACCCAAAAAACCAACUGACACUCAGCAUAAACUUAGAAUGGUUUUCGGUAAUGGCCUUAGGCCACAAAUCUGGAAAGAUUUUGUCGAAAGAUUCAACAUUUCCAAAGUUGUUGAAUUUUAUGGAGCUACUGAAGGCAAUGCGAAUAUUGCAAAUGUUGACAACACAGUGGGAGCCAUUGGUUUCGUUUCUCGUAUCCUUCCUCAGGUGUAUCCGAUAUCCAUCAUCAAAGUAGAUCGAGCAACUGGUGAACCGAUAAGAGGCGCAAAUGGUCUUUGCAUUCCAUGUAAAGCAGAUGAACCUGGAGUUUUUGUUGGAAAAAUCAAUCCUAACAACCCAGCGAGGACAUAUUUGGGUUACGUCAAUGAAAAGGAAUCAGAGAAGAAAGUAGUAAGAGAUGUUUUUGCAAGAGGUGAUUCAGCAUUCAUUUCAGGUGAUAUUGUUGUUGCUGAUGAAUUUGGUUAUUUAUACUUCAAAGAUAGAACCGGUGAUACAUUCAGGUGGAAAGGUGAAAAUGUUUCAACUUCUGAAGUAGAAGGUGUUGUUAGCAAUAUAGUUGACUAUAAGGAUUGUGUCAUCUACGGUGUACAGGUUUUCGGAAGUGAAGGAAGAGCAGGAAUGGCAGCGAUAGUUGACCAACAAAACAAUCUCGAUUUAAAUAAACUCACCGAAGGAGUGAAGAAGUCCUUACCCUCCUAUGCUCGACCCCUGUUCGUCCGUGUUCUUAAUGAAAUGGAACUUACUGGCACUUUUAAAAUGAAGAAAUUGGAUCUUCAGAAGGAAGGAUUUGAUCCCUCAAUCAUACGGGACAAACUGUACUACUUAAGCCCUGAAGGGGUUUAUGAGCCACUAACAGAGGAAGCUUUCGCACAAAUUCAAAGUGGAAAAAUUCGUCUCUAAAUUUUAAACAAUACCCAAAUUAUACCUUGCCAAGAAUAUACUUGUACGUAUUGAUAUAAGUUAUGAUUAAGAAUGAUUCCGUAAAAGCAUAUUGUCGCCGUCAGUGUUGGGAAAUUUCUACAUCUCCAAUUUAAAAUAAUUUUAGACAACGAAGAUAUUUUUAUAUGCUAUUAUUUAUGCCUUUUGCCAAUGAAAAGUGGUAUUUGUUUUUAAAUUAUUUAUUUUAAGUUUCAGUUUAUUAUUGUUAUAGUAUAAAAAGAAUUCAUUCUUUUAAGUUCCCCUCCCCCUGUUGUAAUGUAGAAUUAUUUAAUGAAAAUUGUAUAUAUUUAUAUAUCUAAAGAAAGCAGAAAGUUUUAAGAUGUCUGCUUUUAUCUUUAGAUUAUUUUUUAUAUAAAUUUAUUUUUAUACAUUGUUAUUAAAUAAUGUAGCUGUUAUUAUUGACAUUAUAUUAUAUUACAUGAACUGUGAUCCUGCAACCGUUAUUUUUUCAAAGUUACAUCAGUGUUGGCUUUUGUACUUAUUAAACCUGAAACGACUGGUUUAUGAUGUGACCGUAAAGUGGGAAAUAAUAUAAAAACCUUAUGAUAAAAGACUUAAAUGUUUAUGUAUAUUGAUGAAAUGUAGCAUUAUAUCAGCAUUCCUAUUAAAUAUUUUUAGAAAUAGGUGUUGUGAUCUUUAGCGAUAAAAUUUUGUACAUAUAGUCACCUGUUACAAUAUAAAUAUAUUUGUCUAUUACAGUAUUUUAUUAAUAUUAAUUAUGGAUUAUUGUGCUCUGCUUUGAAAACUGAAGUAAAAAGAACUUACAAGUGUAACUGAUGACAUAAAAAGUAACCAAAUAUUUAUAUUUUAAAUUUAUUUAUUUUUAAGUUUCAAUAAAAUUUACUGUUGAAAUUAUUAA
Messenger RNA from Nezara viridula (southern green stink bug), 3021 nucleotides. NCBI's taxonomy places the organism in Eukaryota, Metazoa, Arthropoda, Insecta, Hemiptera, Pentatomidae. The record is from the annotation of a GenBank genome assembly.